AUGAGUGUAACCUACGGCUUAUCAGUCAUCACUCCGUAGCUCGAGUCAAAACCUUCUUAGAGCGCUCCGCUCGGUAUAAGCACCUUCAUCGUCGAUAAUGAAAAUGACGUGUUCCCGUUAUCCUUCACACUUUACCCUGUUCUAGAGAUAACCGCCGUGGGUAAAAGUCUGUCACACAGAGACCGGAUUGUCAGUCAUUAGUCAGACAGGACAGAUGACCGGUACUUACUGGAGAUAUGGUCAUUGUUGUUGUUUGUUGUUGUGAAGGCUAACGUUAUCAACAUAAUGCCCAGCCAUGAUAAUGUUAUAAAUGUGGCUUACGAUAUCAACACUUCUAAAACAAUGGAGUCGCCCUAUGUCCAGCUGGAGAAACAGGAACCGGGGGCCGCGCCUCAGAGGAAUAAAAGUCGACUGAGGGAGAAGUUUUAUCACGUAUUUAUCCUUGUUGUCAUGGUGGUUCUCACACAUCUCGCGCUGCACGCGCAGUGGGUGCUACCUAUCUUUUACGCCAUAUCAUUACCUAUCGUCAUUUCAAUUCGCAUCGUCAUCUAUUUUAAACACAAAUGGCACUACUUUCUUUUGGAUUUCUGUUACUAUGCCAACCUCUCCUGGUAUAUUUUUAUAUGGAUAGCAGACGCUCCCCUGAUGUUCGCGGUGGUGUUCGGGAUCGCCAAUGGUCCCCUAUUGUGGGCAAUGGUCGUGUACCGGAACUCGCUAGUCUUCCAUAACCACGACAAAGUGUCAUCGUCCUUCAUACACAUACUACCCGGAAUACUCUCGUUUGUAAUCCGUUGGUACCCGGAAACAACAUCUCAGUACUGGGUGAAUACAUUCAACCCCGGAAACACGGAAUGGGAUCCGGAAAUGCUUAUCUGGCUCUUUCUAGUUCCUCUCUUCUGUUUUGUCUUCCACAGUGGUAUGUACGCCUUGGUGAUAUACGUGAUAAAGAAACCAGGACCGGAACAUAUCCUCAGCUUUACCUACCUCGGAACCAAGAAAGGAGGCUGUGUACAUAAAAUGUUUAACUGCUGUGGGGAAGGGUUCCGAAAUGUUUGUUUUUUCUUCUUUAACUGGCUGUUUUGUUUCGUCGCUCUGAUCGGUGUCCCACUUAGUUUCUAUUUCUUUGCCGCCCACUGUGUCCUCCUGGUUACGCUCUCGCUAGUUAUCCUCUAUAACGGGGCCAGCUACUACAUGCACGUGUUCAGUGUCCGAGGUUUUGUCGAUGAACUCGAAUAGAGACUUUUCGCCUGGAAACUGCUCUACAGAGCAACGAACGUGAUUGUGGGCAUCCGCGGAGAUAUGGACAACCGAACAUCCGUGUGGACGGACGGACAGACUUAGUCUGUGUGGACGAUUGGACAGUCCGCAUUUGUGGAUGUUCUCUCAACUCCGUAUCGAAGUUUGGAGAACCAUGGCUUGUGCGUGGUCUUUGUCUUUGUGUUGACAAAAUGCAAACACUAUUUUCUCUUUGACAUUUCUAAGUGUCAAAUUUUGUGGAUACGACCACUUACCGGAUAUGACUUCUCUUUAAAAAUCGGACAAAUUUUGGACUGAUAUGAUUUCGGCACAUCACCUGAUCAUUCGCCAUCACUUUUUGUUACAUUGACUGUUUCGCAUGUAUAUCUCGUCAUCAGUGUCAAACAUGUCCAAAUCAGGACCUUCUAUAUAACAUCUCUAAACCGGAAACUACAAUGUGGCAUCUUUAAAAAGGAAAUCAGCGAAUAAUCUCUAAACCGGAAGCUACGAUGAAUCAUCUCUAAAAAGGAAAUCGGUGAAUAAUCUCUAACCGGAAAACUACUAUGUAACAUCUUUAAUCCGGAAAUAAGUUCAAUGUCCCGUUCAAACAGAUCACAUGUACGCUGUAUAUGGUAUAUUAAUCCUACAAAGGGGCUUGUUUACAUAUUGUGAAAUGUUAUCGCCAAUAUGUGCAUUGCAAACUGGUAAUCUUUAAUGAUGUAUUAUAGGGAAUGUAUGAAAUGGUUAUUGUCUAGAAGUGUAUUUUGUCUUUAUUGUCAAAUGACAAAAUGGAAUAUAUACCGUGUAUAUAACGUCAAAUGACUCAUCAUCAUAAAGUGUAGAUCGUUAAAUUAGAUUAUUUUGAUUGGUGAUCGUCAGAUGUCACAUUGUGAAGAAAUGGAAAACGCAAAGUCCACGUAAGCUGUACUGUAUUUAUCAAACCUUUCAUUGUGAAGAGUAAUAUUUGUCAAUUUUGGGGUAGGAUCUUCAAUUGAUAUUUUUAUGGACUAUACCAUCAAACUGUUAUUGGACCAGUGGUUAUUAAAUUGCUGGGCUUCUCGACUCAAAUGUGAACAUUAAUAGUCAAAUCGCUAAUCAUGAACUAAUAUAGUAAUCACCAAGUCGUGCAUUUUAAGCUAGUGUAAAAGGAGCGGAUCACUGUGGCUUUUACGUAGUAUAAAGUCGACUGACCAUGCGGAUUCUCUGUCACUCGGCUGACAGCUGGGCAUUUGGCUCAGUUGGUAGAGCCGGGGAUUAUCACACGGGAGACCCGGGCUCGAUUCCUGCCGGGCACACGCCAGGAAUGUGUGAAUAGUUCUUCCGUGCCAGUUAUUUCCAAUAUGAUCUUGUUGUCGUCAAGUGUCAUUUAUCAAUUGGGCUCUUUAUGGGAAAUAUAUAUUUUUUAUAAUUUUGCAAAGAACUUUUUGUGAACUACUUAUUGUAGUAAAUAUAUGACCUAUUUAUGAACUUAUCAGAUGGACUUGUGGUGAUGCUAUCUUCUGAACUGGUCGUUGACAAACUGCCUUGUCAACUGACCAGGGAGUGUUUCGUAAACAGUUGGAAAUAAAACAGGUUUUACUGAC
This is a messenger RNA of Pecten maximus, 2819 nucleotides long. RefSeq lists its product as uncharacterized. The transcript has 7 exons. The coding region runs from base 286 to 1236 and encodes 316 amino acids. Gene Ontology annotation, biological process: phosphatidylcholine biosynthetic process. NCBI's taxonomy places the organism in Eukaryota, Metazoa, Mollusca, Bivalvia, Pectinida, Pectinidae. The record is from RefSeq and is a predicted model, not a curated record.